AUGGAACAAAACAGUUGUUGCAGUGUCAGAGAUCCUUUUUUAGCGCCUUUAGAUAAAAAAGAUCUAGCAGAGGCGGCGAAAGCACAAUUUUUGCGAGAUCAUAGUGACCAUUUUGCCCUUGUGAGGGCGUAUGAGGGUUGGAAAGUGGCUGAACAUGCACUUGGUGGAUAUGAAUAUUAUACUGGUCUUGUCGAGGGCAAUAUGGUCAUUUUCAAUGCUUGGAGUUAUGACGAAAAUCUCAUUCGUUUAGUUAUCUGCUAUGGAUUGUAUCCCGGAAUUUCCUCCGUUAUCCAUAAUGAAAAGUCAUUCUCGCUGAAAACCAUGGAGGAUGGUCAGGUGCUUUUACACUCGAACUCGGUUGAUUACCGGGAUUUGAGUAUUCCAUUCUCGUGGUUGGUAUUUAAUGAAAAGAUCAAAGUGAACUCUGUUUUUAUCCAGGAUACGAAUGUUGUUUCCGAUUCCGUCUUGCUACUGUUUGGUGGAAGCAUCUCAAAAGGUGAUAUAGAUGGGCACUUGAAAAUGUUGGGAGGAUACUUGGAGUUCUUCAUGGAACCUUCAUUGGCUGAAAUGUAUCUCAACUUAAGAAAAGAGCUCGAUGAGUUAUUCCAGUAUAAACUAUUGAAUCCCAAAUUGGAUUUACCGAACAAGCCAGUUGACAAACAACAGUUUCAGUCAGUUUGUGAAUUCAGUGGCUUUUCUAAAUUGUCUCCUCCCGUUUUAUGGGAGAUGCAGACGAGAUUUACUUACUAUGUUUUAGCCAUACAGAAGAAAAGUACUAUUAUUCAUCAUUUUUAUCGUUCUCUGUGCACGAUUUCGGAGGGCACUAAAGUUGUCGACAUACGAAAGUCUAGGGAUUAA
Messenger RNA from Lactuca virosa, 858 nucleotides. Lineage: Eukaryota; Viridiplantae; Streptophyta; Magnoliopsida; Asterales; Asteraceae. The record is from the annotation of a GenBank genome assembly.